UUUCGUCAACUAAAAAAGAAUCAUGAAGCAAUAAUGAAAAUGGCUAGCGCAAUACCUCCUCAAACAACUUCUUCAACAAUAACUUCUCCACAUCCCCAACCUCCCCAAAUUAAUAAUUUAAUUCCAUUUAUUUAUUCAACAAAUCAAAAUAUAAAAAAUGAAAAUAAAAAUAAUAGUAGUGGUAGAAUAGAAUCUCCUCCUCCAGCAGAACCUACAAUUAUUAAAAAAGAACCAAUAAAAACUGAAACCAAAACGAAUUUAGAAGCUGAAACAAAUUUAAUAAAUCAACAAACACCUCAUCAUUUCACUACUAGAUCUCAACAAAGCCUUCCAGAUUUUUGCUUAACAUCUGAUCCCCAAAAUUCCUCUACUAUGGCAUCCUUUGCCACUCAUUUCCCUCGCUCAUUUUCAACAACAAUGCCUGGAAGUAUGAAUGGGAUGUUUUGGGGAGGAACAAAUGGAGCAUAUACCGAUUAUGCAAAUGCAGGAAAUAAUCACUUGACAGGAAUGGAUUGGUUUACAAAUUCACAAUGGCCAAUUUAUUACCCGCCUUACGGUAAUGCCUAUUAUCAACAAAAUACAGCCUUAGCCGAAUCAUCAGUGAUAGAAGGUUCUGUAAAGAGUUCAUUGAAAGAACAAACAGAUGACUGUUAA
This is a messenger RNA of Meloidogyne enterolobii, 654 nucleotides long. Lineage: Eukaryota; Metazoa; Nematoda; Chromadorea; Rhabditida; Meloidogynidae. The record is from the annotation of a GenBank genome assembly.